Molecule: messenger RNA, 2470 nt
Organism: Gastrolobium bilobum
Lineage: Eukaryota; Viridiplantae; Streptophyta; Magnoliopsida; Fabales; Fabaceae
Product: putative pentatricopeptide repeat-containing protein At1g02420
Exons: 1
Coding region: 29-1519 (496 amino acids)
Molecular function (GO): protein binding
Source: RefSeq, a predicted model, not a curated record
ACAACACCAUCGUUCACACAAAUUUCAAAUGUUGCUGAGGCGUUGCUCAUUUGAAUGGCCAUUCAGGCGCGUUAUUCUCUCUCGCAUCUUCAGCACCCAAAACGCACAGUUCAAUCAAGACGACAACGUUCAGAAGGUUUUCAGCAUAAUCAACAGCUCCUCCUCAUCGGAACAGCUGAAGCAAUCUCUGAAAUCAAGUGGGGUUUUCCUCUCCAACGAAUUGAUCGAUCAAGUCCUCAAACGGGUCCGUUUCAGCCACGGCAACCCCUCGCAAACCCUCGAGUUUUUCCGUUACACCGGAAGAAGAAGAGGGUUUUACCACACCGCGUUUUCCUUCGACACCAUGCUUUACAUUCUGGGCAGAAGCCGAAUGUUCGGCCACAUUUGGGAUCUCUUGUUGGAAGCACGACGAGAAGAUCGAACGGUCAUAACCGCACGCACCGUUAUGGUUGUCUUGGGCAGAAUCGCUAAAGUGUGUUCUGUUAGACAAACUGUUGAAUCCUUUAGGAGGUUCAAGAAGCUGGUACCCGAGUACGAUACCACUUGUUUCAAUGCAUUGUUGAGAACCCUUUGCCAAGAGAAGAGCAUGACGGAUGCUAGGAAUGUGUAUCAUAGUUUGAAGCACAGUUUUCGCCCAAAUUUGCAAACUUUUAAUAUACUUCUUUCCGGGUGGAAAACCCCUGAGGAUGCUGAGGUGUUCUUCAAGGAGAUGAGGGAAAUGGGAGUGACACCUGAUGUUGUCACCUAUAAUAGUUUGGUGGAUGUUUACUGCAAGGGUAGGGAAAUGGAGAAGGCUUAUAAGGUGCUUGAUGAAAUGCGUGAACGGGAUUUGACCCCGGAUGUGAUCACGUACACCAGUAUCAUUGGUGGGUUGGGGUUGAUUGGUCAGCCAGAUAAAGCUAGAGAUGUUUUGAAGGAAAUGAAGGAGUAUGGGUGUUACCCUGAUGUUCCUGCAUACAAUGCUGCCAUUAGGAACUUCUGUAUUGCAAAGAGGCUCGGUGAUGCAUAUGGUUUGGUGGAUGAGAUGGUGAACAAAGGUUUAAGUCCAAAUGCUACUACUUAUAAUUUGUUCUUUAGGGUUUAUUUCUGGUCCAAUGAUUUACAGAGCUCCUGGAACUUGUACAAGAGGAUGAUGGAUGUGGGAUGUCUUCCGAACACGCAGUCUUGUAUGUUCUUGAUAAGGUUGUUUAGGAGGCAGGAAAAGGUGGAGAUGGCGCUGCAGUUAUGGGGUGACAUGGUGGAGAAGGGUUUUGGGUCUUAUACCUUGGUUUCUGAUGUGCUGUUUGACUUGCUUUGUGAUACAGGGAAGUUGGGGGAAGCAGAGAAAUGUUUCUUGGAGAUGAUUGAGAAGGGGCAGAAGCCAAGUAAUGUUUCAUUUAAGAGAAUCAAGGUUCUCAUGGAACUAGCAAAUAGACACGAAGCCCUUCAGAGCUUGACGGAGAAAAUGGCAGUCUUUGGGCGACCACUCCAAGUUCAUGAAAGUACAGGUAGGCCAACUGAGACAUCAAGUUUAGCUUAGCUUUUUUUCAACCCCUUAAUUCCAAUUCCAACUCCAACUGAUGAUGGCAAAAUGAAAGGAAGAGCAAGGGGUCUUAAUACUGUGGCCGAAGUUGUAGGAAACAUGACUCAGAGACCAGUUAUGCCUUUCAGAAUAUGUUGUGGAACGUGUGUUAAGAUUAUCCAAGAAACAUAGCUCAAAAAAGAAGAUUGAACAGUUAUUUAGGUGAGCCAAUAUAGCAAGAUUAGGUAUUCUACGUGAUGAGACUUUACUGGCUCUACUGGGACUGUAGUCAGCAUCAGCUGUUUGCACGAGUCAUCAUCUAUGCGGAAGGGGGAAAAAUGCGCACAGUUUGUCAGACAUUUUGCGUAAUAGAGCUGUUUGGUAGCCGUAAGCUUGCUAUGGUACUCUCAUUCCAUUGCUAAUCUGUUACUCUUAACUUCUGGGAACUCAUACUUCAAACUUACAAUCAUGUUUGUCAUGACUUGAAGGUCAGGAACUAAGAGGUGUUUCUACUUCUUUAUGAUACUUCAUAUUGACAUUUUGGCAUUGCUUUUCCAUUCAAAAUGCUUUAGGAGCUUUUCAAAGAGUUCGAAUUCGAUGACUUUAAUGAUCAACUUCUCACCUGGAAAUUUGAAGAUUCAAGGAUCCUGUCCUGUCCAUUCUGUCUAAAGAUUGUUGCCAUGAACUCCCUACCAACGUCAAAAUUUUAUAAAUACAUGUCCUUAAUAUCUAAACCUCCUCUGGAAAUCUGGCUGUUUAGAUCAUGCCAUGUCGCUCCAGUUUAAGUCUUGCUUGGCCUUUUUGGCAUGCCCAGUUUAACACAAAUGAAAUGAUGUUAUAUUGAUUGACAAGUGCUUCUUGGCAUCUUGAUGAUGAAGAAUGAGGUGAUCAAGAACUCAACUCAGUAGCCGUCCAAUAGUAUUCAUUUCUUCAUCAAUUCAAUUAGUUAAACUUUGGGUCUUCAUAAAU